Molecule: messenger RNA, 734 nt
Organism: Penaeus monodon (black tiger shrimp)
Lineage: Eukaryota; Metazoa; Arthropoda; Malacostraca; Decapoda; Penaeidae
Product: sodium- and chloride-dependent GABA transporter 2-like
Biological process (GO): sodium ion transmembrane transport
Cellular component (GO): membrane
Molecular function (GO): glycine transmembrane transporter activity
Source: RefSeq, a predicted model, not a curated record
CCGACCAAGCUGAAAUACUUCUCAUCAGACUUUGCAUUAUUGUUCGCCACGAAGCCUCCUCACCUGCGCCUGGCUCAGAAUGCAAAUACGAUGAUUACCAGGAUUCGUAGCAACCGAAGAAAUGACUGGUUGCUGGCUCGGAAGGGAAGAGGAGAAGCGAGGAAGGAAGAGCGAGAGAGCCAAGUACGAGAAUCGGCUUCGGGACCUCGCGGGCGAAGGGUCUCCGCCACUCCGUUUUCUUUGAGGAAGACCAACAUUAAACGGUCAACAAUGGCGGAAGAAGCAGCAGGCGAGGCGCAGUUAGAUGAAUCAAUUACUGACAGAAAGGACACUAAGACCUCCAAAGAAAACGACCGAGACAGCUGGGAAAACCACUGCGAGUUCAUGCUGUCUGCCAUCGGCUACGCAGUCGGCCUGGGCAACGUGUGGAGAUUCCCGUACCUGUGUUACAAGAACGGCGGCGCGGCUUUCCUCAUCCCCUACAUCAUCAUGCUGUUCUGCGCCGGCCUUCCUCUGUUCUUCAUGGAGCUCGCCCUCGGGCAGUACGCGAGCCUCGGACCCGCCAUUCUCUUCCCGAAAGUGGCGCCGAUUUUCGUGGGCCUCGGCUGGGGCAUGGUGAUGAUGACGGCCCUCUUCUGCGUCUACUACAACAUCAUCCUGGCGUGGGUCCUCUUCUACAUCUUCGCCUCCUGCACCGGGUCCUUGCCGUGGGCGACCUGCGACGGCGAUUUCAA